Molecule: messenger RNA, 1539 nt
Organism: Rhizoctonia solani
Lineage: Eukaryota; Fungi; Basidiomycota; Agaricomycetes; Cantharellales; Ceratobasidiaceae
Product: anthranilate synthase
Exons: 7
Coding region: 1-1539 (512 amino acids)
Biological process (GO): L-tryptophan biosynthetic process
Molecular function (GO): anthranilate synthase activity
Source: RefSeq, a predicted model, not a curated record
AUGGAUCCUCAGCAUUUGGUACCUUUCCCCUCACUCAAUGUAAUAGAAGAUUUGAUUAUCAGGAAGAAAGUGGGGAACUGCGUGCCCGUGUUUAUCGAGUUUCCCGCAGAUCUCUUGACACCAUGUAUGGCCUACCUCCGCCUCGCCAAAGACUCCAAGUACAGCUUCAUCCUUGAGAGUGUUAUUGCUGGGGAGAAUAUCGCGCGCUAUAGUUUCAUUGGGGCAGACCCAUUCAAGGUUAUCCGAUCUGGACCAAGUCAUGAAGUUACAGGCGAUCCCAUGGCAGCGCUCCAGCGUGAACUGAGAGCAUACAAGUAUGUCAAGAUCCCCGAGGUACCCACAUUCACCGGGGGUGCGAUCGGCUACGUGUCCUAUGAUUGCAUCCAAUAUUUUGAACCCAAAACUGCACGCCCGUUGACCGACCCGCUCGGGAUUCCCGAGUCAGUAUUUAUGCUAUGCGACACUAUCAUAGUGUAUGAUCAUUUGUACCAAAACGUCAAGGUCGUUUCGCACGUAUUUGCGCCAACCGUCACUAGCGCCUCUUCGUCAGAGACCAGCUCAAAUUUGUCAUUUAUUUACCAGACGGCAGUUCAGAAAGCCCGACGUGCCGCCAAGGUUGUUCUGGCGAGCCAUACGCCCCUUGUCUCCCAGCCGAUUAUCCAGCGAGGAAAUACGGCCGUGUCGAAUGUUGGGAAGGUGGGCUAUGAAGGCUUCGUAACUCAGCUGAAGAAGCAUAUUGUUGCGGGCGAUAUCAUCCAAGCUGUUCCAUCCCAGCGGUUGGCACGCAAGACGAAUCUCCAUCCAUUCAAUGUCUAUCGACAGCUCAGGCAAAUUAACCCUAGCCCCUACAUGUUUUAUAUCGAUUGCGGUGAUUUGCAAGUCGUUGGUGCUAGCCCUGAGACAUUAUGCCGAGUCGAAAACAACAAGGUAUUCAACCAUGCUAUUGCGGGGACAGUGAAGCGAGGCAAGACCCCAGAAGAGGAUGCCGAACUUGGGGCGCAACUACUGGCAUCUGCCAAAGACCGAGCAGAGCACAUUAUGCUCGUCGAUCUUGCUCGGAACGACGUUAACAGGGUUUGCCAGCCCAAGACAGUCAAAGUAGACGAACUUAUGCGACUGGAGAAGUUCAGUCACGUAAUUCAUCUUACUAGUCAAGUAUCUGGCCUCUUGCGUGAGGGGAAGAAUAGGUUCGACGCAUUCCGUUCGAUCUUCCCGGCCGGGACGGUGUCAGGAGCGCCCAAAAUCAAGGCAGUCGAGUUGGUUUCUGAGUUGGAAGGGGAACGACGUGGUGUAUAUGCGGGAGCAGUCGGAAGAUUUGAUUUUGCGGAUGACGAGAUGGAUACAUGCAUUGCUAUUCGAACUAUGACAUUCAAAGAUGGCAUCGCCUACUUGCAGGCAGGAGGUGGAAUUGUGUUCGACUCUGUCGAAGAAGACGAAUACAUUGAAACCUUGAACAAGUUAAGCGCGAAUAUGCGCACAAUUGAUAUGGCUGAAGAAUAUUACUACAACAUGCAACAACGUUCUGGCCAACUUUCAUAG